Histoplasma mississippiense is the source of this 2463-nucleotide messenger RNA. RefSeq lists its product as hypothetical. The transcript has 2 exons. Gene Ontology annotation, molecular function: sterol ester esterase activity; triacylglycerol lipase activity. Gene Ontology annotation, cellular component: cytosol. The record is from RefSeq and is a predicted model, not a curated record. Gene Ontology annotation, biological process: triglyceride catabolic process. Lineage: Eukaryota; Fungi; Ascomycota; Eurotiomycetes; Onygenales; Ajellomycetaceae. Bases 1 to 2463 code for a protein of 820 amino acids.
AUGAUAGGUGCGGUUUGCUGCUUUCAUCCUAUUGUCUUGUCGAAAUUCUCAAUUCUGUUAACGGGCCUCGAGUCUCCAGAGCCGCUCGCGAAUCUAUAUUCCCGAUCCUACUUCCGUGCCACUUGGGUAACCACGGCGCUGGAUGCCGGGUUCUGGACGGCCAUGAAUAUCAAAAGAAGGUGGCUGCGGGAUAUAGCGUCUAUCGUCUUCUCAAUUUACUAUCUCAUUGCCGCGGAGCAUGCAGAUGAAAAGGUUCGGAAGGUUAGGGCUGUGUUGACGGUGGAGCACCUGCGAGUGUCGUGGAAUAAGGCUACGACACCGUACCUGUCGUUCCUCGGAAAGCUUAUGCGCCCGCGCUUAAUGGGCUAUGCGCCAGUUCAGCUUCGGAUUCCGAGGCCGAAAGAAUCGUCGUACAGGGAUCCGUGCAUUGCAUGGCUCUAUUAUAACGGCCCGCUUAGUACGCUGAAGAAUCAUACUAAUAUCGUUCUGGAUAUCCCCGGUGGCGGGUUUGUGGCCAUGGGCCCGCGGAUGAGUGAUGACAAGCUCCUAGCCUGGGCCGCUAGGACGGGCGUGCCGGUCCUGAGCUUGGAUUACAAGAAGGCGCCUGAAUAUCCAUAUCCGUACGCCCUGAAUGAGUGCUACGACGUUUACCACACCAUCGUCAGUAGUCGUGGCCGUUGCAUCGGGCUAAGUGGUAAAGUUAGUCCUAAAAUUGUCAUUACGGGUGAUAGCGCUGGCGGCAACUUGGCUGCUGGCGUCACACUGAUGGUUCUCCAGUCAGGGAGCACGGAUUCACGGAAAAGGCGCGGAGAGAACUCGCUGCCCCCUCCUGUUGGCCUUGUGCUCAUUUAUCCGUCAUUAGAUAUGAACAUAGGUAGCUGGAUGACGGAUGAGGAGAUGUCCUUAAUUCGGGAGCGGGGAAUGCGAGAGACGAAUUGCAAUGUCCUCCGAAAGAAAAGUGAGGAUUAUCGCAAGUUAGCCUCCGCUUCCUCCCAAGUAUCAACCCUCCGCGACGACUCCCUAGAACACCCGGUCAUCCACGACUAUUUCGCCCAGCAGCACGCCGGGGUAAUUCAUGAAGAACAUGAGCCAGUGAUUGACACCGAAAGCAUCGACAAACCCGUUCCAGGAAACACUGCCUCCCAAGUCGUGGCCACAGCUGACAAGCACCCCGGGCAGAUCGAAACACGCCUCGCUGUCUCCUCCAUGAUUUCCUACUUUAACGAUCGAAUCCUAUCUCCCGAGAUGAUGCGUGCUACCAUAAUCCUCUACAUCGGCCCAUACAACCGUCCAGACUUCAGCUCAGACUUCCUCCUCUCCCCGCUCCUUGCACCGGAAGCGCUUCUGGCACGCUUUCCCAAAACCUACUUCUUAACAGGGGAACGAGACCCGCUGGUCGACGACACGGUGAUUUUCGCAGGGAGAAUCCGCCAGGCGAAACUGCGUCGAUUCCGCGAACGACAGGAGCUGGGACUUGAGAGAUCCAUGGGAACAUUCGACGAAAAAGCGCACGUGGAAGUGUCUCUGAUCCCAGGCAUUUCGCAUGGAUUUCUGCAGUUCCCCGCCUUGUUUCCCGAAGGGUGGAGGCAGAUUUUCCGCUGCUCGCGAUGGAUUAAGAAAUUGUUUGCACAUGUCGCCGAAGGCGGCACUGUGGUCGAAGGAGACCUUACGGCGUCAUCCAUCAUGUCUCGUCGGCGACAAGGGAAUGGCAGCUCAGAGACCUUCAGAAGGGUCAACUCCGUAUCGUCAACGACAUUGGUAAUGUCGGGAAAACCAGGAACUACCCGAAAAGGCACAGGGGAUAAUACUGGAUCACAGGAUCAGAAUCGAGGGUUGACGGGGGACUCAUCGGGCGACGAAGAUAGGCCGUUGGAAAUGACCAGGCUGAACAUGAGCAAGCGGCCACCAGUUUCCACAGGCACUUCUCGAUACUCCUUGCGCUCCUCACCGUCCUCCGCACGAUCAACAGCGGAUGGUUCCCAAUUACGACCAAAAGCCUACACACCAACGUACCUAGAAACCUCAACGGGUUCUCUUGAACCAUCCUCUUACCUCUCCCUAAGCCCCGUCGCUCUCCCGGAUGGAGGAACUGGUUCUCAUAAGACAACACCCAGCCACUCCCCUGUACCUCCAAACGACUCUGGGAGGCACAAGCAAUCCCCACAGCAAAACGGGGACAUAGCACAGCCAAGCCCCACCUUUAAGUUUCCCCAGCUCAGCACCAGUAAUGGAAACCGUGCACGAAGCAGUAGCUAUAAUUACAACUCAACCCAUCGCGAAAAGAACGACUUCGCUGAAAAUGAAGACGUUGUCCAUUCGUGGCGCAAGCAUAUGACGAAAAUGUCUCGGCGCCGCGACGAGAGCCUGACAAGCUUGCCCAGCGAAGAGGAUUUGUUGGGCAGGCGGAUGAACGGGUUGGCGGGCGGGCUGUUGGGUAUGGGAGAGGGGGUGAGGACGCCAUAG